CCUUGAAAAUCAUAGCCUUCUAAUAAGUACUUAGACGGCCGUGAUUAAAUAAAUAGUAAAUUGUAUAAAUAAAGUCAAGUAUUCUUGUCUCUGGUCAAGUGUCAAGAUUGAUUUACUCACUUACAGAAAAUUGAAAGAUAAGAUAAAUAAUUCUAUCUUGCUUCUUAUUUUGAUUUAGGUUGUUAUAAAACAAUUUCGAAGAAGUCAAAAAUGGCAGAAAAAAUCGCUGUGGUGACUGGUAGCAAUAAAGGAAUUGGAUAUGCCAUUGUCAAAGGCCUAUGCGAAAGAUUUCAAGGAAAAGUUUACUUGACUGCUAGAGAUGUUACCCGAGGUAACGAAGCAGUACAAAAAUUGAAUGAUCUAGGAUUUCAACCCUUAUUUCACCAACUGGACAUCAAUGACCAAACUAGUAUCGAUAAAUUCAAGGAACAUAUCACAAAAGAACAUGGAGGUAUUGAUAUUUUGGUGAAUAAUGCUGCGAUCGCUUUCAAGCAAGAUGCUAAAGAACCUUUUGGUCAACAAGCAGAAGAAACAAUUGCUGUUAAUUAUUUCAGUUUAUUAAGGGUUUGCAAUUCACUGAUUCCAAUAUUGAAGCAGAACGGCAGAGUUGUUAAUGUUUCUAGCAGUGCUGGUCACUUGUCCCGUAUUCCAUCAGAAGAUUUGAGGCAGAAAUUGGGUGAUAAAUCUCUGCCUAUUGAUCUCUUGAGUGCUUUAAUGAAAAAAUUCGUGAGUGAUGCCAAAGCCGGAAAACAUAUAGAACGAGGUUGGGGAAAUUCAGCCUAUGUUGUUUCAAAAGUUGGCUGCAGUGCUUUAUCUUUUAUUCAACAAAGAAUGUUGGACAAUGAAAAACCUUGCAGAAACAUUUCUGUCAAUGCUGUACAUCCAGGAUAUGUUGAUACGGAUAUGACAAGUCAUAAAGGUCAUCUUACAAUAGAAGAAGGAGCAUCUGCACCCUUGCAUUUAGCCUUAGAUGAUCAUGGAUUGAAAGAAAAAUAUGUUUGGCAUGAUAAGACGGUGAUUGAUUGGUAUGGGGAAACACCUGCUAUCUAUUGAAUCACACUAAUCUAUUAUAUCUGUGAAUUUUCCAUUGUUUAUAAUCAAUAAAUAAAAUUUAUAUUGAAAAUA
Harmonia axyridis is the source of this 1125-nucleotide messenger RNA. RefSeq names its product carbonyl reductase [NADPH] 3-like. The transcript has 4 exons. Gene Ontology annotation, molecular function: carbonyl reductase (NADPH) activity. NCBI's taxonomy places the organism in Eukaryota, Metazoa, Arthropoda, Insecta, Coleoptera, Coccinellidae. The coding region runs from base 211 to 1053 and encodes 280 amino acids. The record is from RefSeq and is a predicted model, not a curated record.